Messenger RNA from Aphanomyces invadans, 1355 nucleotides. RefSeq lists its product as hypothetical. NCBI's taxonomy places the organism in Eukaryota, Oomycota, Saprolegniomycetes, Saprolegniales, Verrucalvaceae. The transcript is spliced from 6 exons. The coding region runs from base 24 to 1313 and encodes 429 amino acids. The record is from RefSeq and is a predicted model, not a curated record.
CGUGAAUUGGAUGGAUCAGUGGAAUGACCAAGGACGUGCCACCAUCGCCGCCAAAGAAGAAAGCCGUCAAGGCGGCGCACGUGGCGGGAUGUCCGCUUCGGGAAUCGAUGAUCCAUUUUGUGGGUAACCUCCGUUCGUUGGACUCGUGGAAGAAAGAGGAGGAACAGCUCGCGCCGCAGGUCGCCCAGCUCGAAAUGACCAACUCGCCGUUCGUCAAGAGCCCCGUGUGUCGUUCGAGCGACGUGCCGCAGCUGCUCGAGUUCAUGGCCGAGUCUGUCGUCCAAAUGAAUUUUCUCAUUUGUUUGCCUUCCAUCGAGCGUUGCCUGGCCGAAUGGUGGCGCGCGAUCUCACACGGCGCAGCGCUAAUGACGCCGUCCAUGCUCACGGCCAUGUACUCUGGGCUGGCGUCCGUCCUGCUCGAGGCGCGCACUCCCAACUUACAACAAAGCGGCGUCAAAAUCCUCAUGCGAUGCAAGUGGUGCAAAUGGGACAAGUGGGUCGCGGCGGCCGACCCGCCGCUCACCGAGAUGGACAUGCAUCAGCUCAUCUUCCAGCUCGGGUACCUGUGCGUUCCUUCCGACUUGCUGCACGACUACGUUGCGUUUUUUCAAUCGACGCUGCGUAAACUGACCACCCACGUCGACAAGCACGGCGGCGCGUCGAAAGCGAGCAUCUCGGAGCGCCGCCUCAGCCGCCUCCAGCACAUGGAGAGUCGCGACGCCACCAAGAACCGUCCGUCCCAGUGUAUUGUGCUGCAUCCCGCCACGUCGGCGCAACAUGGUGAAUAUGAUGGCACGGACGACGGCGUCGGCGGAACGCUGCGAAGGUCGACGAGCAGCGCGGUGAUACCGAAGAUGACCCCCAUGACGGUGACGCAGUUUCGCCACGUCCGGACAAAGCCGUUGUCGUCCCAAGUGCUCGUGGCCGACCUGGGGCUCCUCCUGCCGCAGUUUCAGAACAAGUUUCACGUCGUAGACGCCAUGGCGGCCGCAUGCCGACCGCUCGAGUAUGCGCCGCCCAUGCGCAUUGAUCCAGUCCCGUGGAUGAACCCCAAGAUCCACAGCACUACCCACUCGAUGGGUAAGCGGACGGACCGAACCAUGUCGACAGCCCCACUACUACUACAGCCUGCGACGACGCUGGACGACAUCGAGAGGCUUGUGACGCAGUGCACGCGCACCAUGCACCAGAAUAGUCUUCGUGAGCAUCCCGCCACCAACACUUGGGCAAAGCAGCGUGACAAGGACGACGACCUCCUGCGCAGGAGCAUGUCGCACCCAUUGUUGCGUCAACGGCGGCAGCUCCGGAAUUGAUUCCACAUCUGGUAGCUCGGCUAUUUAUCAACCAUUCACCCA